GUGUGUAAAAUCAACAGUUUGACUACCAGUCAACAAACCAAAUGCGUACUCUGUUUAUACACUGCCGAACCUACUGCUCAAAUAUUGCAAAUUCUCAGAUCACACGCCAUGGCCGCCUCGGCCAAAUUCAUCGUGCUCGUGAAAUAUUCGACUCUUUACACCAAAAAACCAUCGUUUCAUGGAACUCAAUUGUCGCCUGUUACUUCAACAACAACCAACCUUAUGAAGCCCGCCAACUGUUCGACGAAAUGCCUGAACGAACCACUGUUUCUUUUAACGGUUUGAUUUCUGGGUAUGUGAAAAAUGGGAUGUUAAAGGAAGCCCGGUGUGUGUUCGACGAAAUGCCUGAGAGAAAUGUAGUGUCCUGGACUGCUAUGAUUAGAGGGUAUGUGGAACAGGGUUUGGUUUCUGAGGCGGAAUCGCUUUUCUGGCAGAUGCCGGAACGGAAUGUGGUGUCGUGGACGGUGAUGUUGGGUGGACUUAUUAAAGAGAAUGAGGUCGAUAAGGCUCGUCGGCUUUUUGAUGCUAUGCCGGUUAAAGAUGUGGUUGCUAAGACUAGUAUGGUUGGUGGGUAUUGUCAGGCGGGUCGGUUAACUGAAGCGCGCGAGCUUUUUGAUGAAAUGGAUGAAAAGAAUGUGGUUACGUGGACGACGAUGAUUUCUGGUUAUGUUCAAAACCAGCGUGUCGAUGUUGCGAGGAAACUUUUCGAGGUGAUGCCGGACAAAAACGAGGUGUCGUGGACCGCAAUGCUGAUGGGAUAUACGCAGAGUGGACGAAUGGAAGAGGCUAUGGAGCUUUUUAACGCCAUGCCUUACAAGUCUGUUGUUGCGUGUAACGCGAUGAUACUUGGGUUGGGCCAGAACGGGGAUGUCGGUAAAGCGAGGAAGAUAUUCGAUCAGACGAGGGAGAAAGAUGUUGCAACAUGGAGUGCGAUGAUAAAGACUUAUGAAAGAAAAGGGUUUGAAUUGGAAGCGUUGAGUUUAUUUACGUUGAUGCAGACACAAGGAGUUAGACCGAACUUUCCUUGUUUGAUUAGUGCCCUUUCGGUUUGUUCCAGCUUGGCGAGUCUUGAUCACGGAAGAGAGAUUCAUGCGCAGUUAGUCAAAGCUUUGUUCGAUACGGAUGUGUAUGUCGGUUCGGUGUUGAUCACGAUGUACGUGAAGUGUGGUGAUUUGGUUAAAGCGAAGAGCGUAUUCGAUAGAUCUCCGACUAAAGAUAUUGUUAUGUGGAAUUCCAUCAUUACGGGUUACGCGCAACAUGGUUUAGGAGAAGACGCGUUAGAAAUGUUCGGGAAACUGUGUUCUCUAGGCAUUGCGGCAGAUGACGUUACCUUCGUAGGCGUUCUCUCAGCUUGUAGCUACACCGGAAAGAUCGAAGAGGGGCGUGAAAUGUUUGAGUUAAUGAAGUCAAAGUAUUUGGUUGACCCGAAAACCGUUCAUUACGCAUGCAUGGUGGAUCUUCUCGGUCGUGGUGGUCGGUUACAAGAGGCAAUGGAUUUGAUUAAGAAGAUGCCAAUGGAAGCAGAUGCGAUCAUAUGGGGUUCGUUAAUGGGCGCGUGUCGAACGCACAUGAAUCUCGAGAUGGCUGAAGUGGCAGCGAAGAAGCUUUUACAGCUCGAGCCGUGGAACUCCGGACCGUACAUCUUGCUCUCGAACAUAUACGCGUCGAAAGGUAAAUGGGCUGCGGUGGCAGAACUCCGCAAAACAAUGAGAUCGCAGGACGUGAAGAAAACGCCUGGUUGUAGCUGGAUAGUGAUUGAUAACGAAGUGCACAUGUUCAGAGGUGGGGAAAGCAGGCCCCACCGUGAACAGUCGUUGAUUGUCGGGAUGCUGGAAUACUUACGGGGUUUAUUAACGGAAGCUGGUUACGCUCCUGAUGGAAGUUUCGUGCUGCAUGAUGUGGAUGAGGAGGAGAAGGUGCAUAGCUUGGGGUAUCAUAGUGAGAAACUGGCGGUGGCGUAUGGGCUGUUGAAGGUGCCGGAAAAGAUGCCGAUUCGGAUAAUGAAAAAUCUUAGGGUUUGUGGGGAUUGUCAUUCUGCGAUUAAGUUGAUAUCGCAGGUGACGGGUAGGGAGAUUAUUGUGAGAGAUGCGAAUAGGUUUCACCAUUUUAAAGAUGGGUUAUGUUCUUGUAGGGAUUAUUGGUAACAAAUAUAAAUAUAGUUAUUGUGAGAGAUGCGAAUAGGUUUCACCAAAUGAUUUAAUUUACAAGUCGCGAAUUAGUGACGACGAGGAGGAGGAGGAGGUAGUCAGCGGUGUGGUGGUGGCCGGUGGGUUGUGCGGGUUGCAACUUGCACCGAUAGGUAAGGAGUAAUGUUUUUGUGUCUUACACAAAUGGCCCCUCAAUUUAACAUACAGAAUAUUAUAUAAAUGGUCUCUCUAAUUA
This is a messenger RNA of Helianthus annuus (common sunflower), 2382 nucleotides long. RefSeq names its product pentatricopeptide repeat-containing protein At1g56690, mitochondrial. Gene Ontology annotation, biological process: RNA modification. The transcript has a single exon. Gene Ontology annotation, molecular function: zinc ion binding; RNA binding; protein binding. The record is from RefSeq and is a predicted model, not a curated record. Bases 42 to 2144 code for a protein of 700 amino acids. Lineage: Eukaryota; Viridiplantae; Streptophyta; Magnoliopsida; Asterales; Asteraceae.